Messenger RNA from Sphaeroforma arctica JP610, 2031 nucleotides. RefSeq lists its product as hypothetical. The record is from RefSeq and is a predicted model, not a curated record. Bases 1 to 2031 code for a protein of 676 amino acids. NCBI's taxonomy places the organism in Eukaryota, Ichthyosporea, Ichthyophonida. The transcript is spliced from 12 exons.
AUGGCCUACAUGCCGUUCGAAAGCUCAUUAGAGAUCUUAGAGAGGGAUCUCAAAGCUUAUAUGCGCUGCGAUACCGGAGCAAGUGAGAAAGAAACCAAUAAAGAUGGACAGCGAAAGCGUACACAAACAGAUAAGGUUGUUGAACAUGAGAGUAGAAAGGGUAGUAGUACAAGUAAGCGCAGGCGGAAGAAUGGUACGACUAGUGUGACUGUGGACACUAAGGCGGGCAAUGUGAAGCGGCGACGCCCUGAAGAAAGAACAAGUGGGACUCUGGGGAUCUUCAACAAGGGACUCCGUGCUCCAUUUGUGUCACGGAUUAAAGGUGGGGAAUCGAGAUCGCUCAGAGAUGCGUUCAGCGAAGCACAAUUCUAUCACAGGGACAAGACACGCUAUGCCAAACCGACACAGCAUGUACACCGUCACACUGCCAAGCACAAACCGCCGAUUAGACGAGAGUCACGGCACAACCCUAAGUGUAUCGUCAGCCCCGAAUCUAGCCAUUCAUCCGCAUCCAUCGACUCGGGGAACGAUGCGGCUAAUAUUUGUAAACAUGAGAGCACCAGGACGAAUGCCACGCAGACAUCCCAAUACUCCACAACCAUGAAAGGGAAGCGCCGGGAUAGUCCAGUAGUAUCUACACCUUCGGAAUAUGACGAUGACGAAAAACCAGAGAAAAAUCUGACAUUUGCCGUCCCCCAGGCACGCGUACAACAAGCCGGCUUCACCCCUUCGCCUAUCCCUGUGCCAAGCGAGGCCGAGAUGCACACGGCUGUUCUCCGCGAGAUUAAAAGGGUUGCUGCGUUGUGGAAAGUUAUCAAUCCGAGAUGUGACUAUGUCUCAACACGGAUCAAGCGCAUAAGCGAACAAAUAGACACUAGUGUGCUACUCAGAGAGCCCAUGUCAAGCCAGACAGUGCACAACCGAGAAAAAAAUUCGAGCAAUCGGCACAACCGACACAACGACGAUAUAGAAUGUCAUGCACACGACACGGGAAGCAUCCAACACAACACCGGGGGACUACUGCUCACCACUCUGGGCUCAUCAGCGGGAACUCGUACACACACACAUACGCACGGGCACGGACCAGUGUCUGAUGUUGCAAAUAUCCACACUCAUCAAGAUGAUCAAAGUUCACACGGACACAGUCAUAAGGUGUAUGGCCCAGUAUCGCAUUUGCCGCAAUAUAGCAUAGCACGGUUAGUGACGAAUGCCCAGAACACAGGAGGACGCACACAUGGAAGUAGACAAUAUACACAUGCGCAUUCACUUGGUCAAUACAAACUAGUGGUUGGAAACAACCAGUACCAGCAGCCAAGCAAGGACUCCAUCUCAGCUUACAAGCACACAAGCAAGGACAUCUUUCAAGAGAUGUGUGUGUCUAAUCAGCCUCGUAUGCACGAAGGCAAAAUUGGCGAGACAACACGUGACCGGCAUACCAUACAUCCUAUGCAUAGUCUGCGUCCUGGUGUGUCUGCACCGAGUCAAGCACGUGCACACCAGGCAGACAUAUCAAUCAAUGGAGAGGUGUCCGGCAGCACAGAGCGCCCUGCAUACACUUUUAAAAAUGCGAAUGACUAUGGACGUAGUGGCACGCUCGGAAUGGACAGUUUGCAGAUGCCUCUAGAUAUGCAACAGCUUGAAAGGGGCAGUUUAUACCAGGAGCGGCGAUGGGAUCACAGCCCACAGCGCACAUCUCAUAGAUUGAACGAAUGUGGGCUACCAUCACAUGAGACGUCCAUGAACAAUUUGCUGGUCCCAAUCACCCGUAACGAAAAAGGCCCACCGGAUGAUUUUGAUCGACUGCUCACGGAGGAUUUCGACUCUGUGGCUGAGAAUGGACAACCUCACAGUAGACACCAAGUAGACAAGCAUCAGAAGCAUCAGCAUUUGGAAGGAGCUCCAAAUGCAGUCACACUCGGACUAGGCACCCUGAAUUUUAAAUCCGCACACGAGGAACGUUUGAGACAUGGUUUAGUCCAUGGCAACGACAUCGUUCUCGAUGGAUUUGUAGGGCCUACAAUGUAUCCAUGA